GCUCAUUCUACGAAUAGACUUUGGUUUUGUUUAACACAUAAUCUCAAGCUAAAGAUAACUUCAAAUUUUACUUGGCAACAGCUAAAUAACCUCUUGAGUAUCGCAUGUAGUCUUUAAAGCUAAUAAUACCCUUUUCUUGUUUGGUUGGGUACCUAGCAGCCUGGCGCGAAUUCCAAUCUGGGACCUUGGAAGGUAAAAUGGAUGAAACCUGUUAUUAUGAAGUCCUGGGUAUUCAGAAGAAUGCCUCAGGGGAUGAAAUUAAAAAGGCGUACCGUCGUUUGGCUCUGAGAUGGCAUCCUGACAAGAAUCCAGACAAAAAGGAAGAAGCUGAAAAACGAUUCAAACGAAUAAGUGAAGCUUAUGAAGUUUUGUCUGACCCCAAAAAGCGGGGUAUUUACGAUAAAUAUGGCAGGGAAGGGGUCUUGAACGGAUCUUCACGUGGUACCGAAGGGUUCGGAGGCGCUGAUCCCUUCUUUGUGUUCACACCAUUCCAGUUUCACUUCCGAGAUCCAAUGGAUAUAUUUAGAGAGUUCUUUGGUGGUUCUGGUCUAGACUCUUUCUUUGGACCAAGCAUGAGUGAUGUACACAGUUCGCACUUCGGCCGGACACAUCGGUCAAACUCCCACCGAACUGCUGGAAGGCAAUCUGGUUCUCCUUACCAUCAUGCUCAUUCAGGACGUUCCAGUCAGAUGCAGAGUUAUGACCCAAUGCAUGUAAGCUCAUUCAUGGGUAGUAUAUUCGAUUCUGCAUUCGACGACUCAAUGUUUAAUCCCUUGAUGGCUUUUAGCAGUUCUGGUUUCGGAAGUCCUCAAGGCACUUCGUCAACUUCUGUCUUCAGCAGUUUUGGUGGUUUUCCCAGUGGAAAUUUCAGGUCAGUAUCAACAUCCUCCAAGUACGUCAAUGGCAAAAUGGUUCGCGUUACGAAAGUAGUUGAAAAUGGCACUGAAACUGUCACAGAGGAAGUUGAUGGCCAGGUAACUAAUCGUACUGUUCGGCAGUGUGGAAAUGGAACUUUGCAAGCAAUGUGAUUUACUUUCAGAAACUAACCUUACUUUUCUCAAAGUGAGACUAUUUUCUUUUUGUAUAAUCACUUUCACAGUUGAUCAGCUAACUAUAAUUAAUGUGAUAUUUAUGUUGUCUAGAUCCGCAAGUUUGAAAUGUAUUGUUGGGCAUCAAUGUAUCACAGUCCCCGAGUAAUUCCUGUUGACAAACUGCAUUCAAGAGGAUACCACCAAUUAAUCCGCUAAUAUCAUUUACUUGAAUGAAAUAAAUACUUCUCAUUAA
Trichobilharzia regenti is the source of this 1284-nucleotide messenger RNA. The record is from the annotation of a GenBank genome assembly. Lineage: Eukaryota; Metazoa; Platyhelminthes; Trematoda; Strigeidida; Schistosomatidae.